Messenger RNA from Cryptomeria japonica (Japanese cedar), 3492 nucleotides. RefSeq names its product tubby-like F-box protein 14. The record is from RefSeq and is a predicted model, not a curated record. The coding region runs from base 1789 to 3027 and encodes 412 amino acids. NCBI's taxonomy places the organism in Eukaryota, Viridiplantae, Streptophyta, Pinopsida, Cupressales, Cupressaceae. The transcript has 5 exons. Gene Ontology annotation, molecular function: protein binding.
AAAUGGAUCUAUUAGCUUACUUCUCCUAUUUCUCUUGAAUUUUUCUGAUCUAGGGUCUGCGUACCCUUUCUGGGAUUUGCAUAUUUUUUCCUUGACAGUCAAGAAACAGUCCCAGAAUCCCAUUUCCAACGAAUAUUAUAUAUUUGUUCUAAAAGUCCCCUGCAUGGGGCCAACUUGCAAUUGCGAUUCUUUUCCUGCAAGCAAAUUCCAGUGGUAGAAAUGAUACCCACGUACUGUGCCGGAUAAAAAUAAUAUAAGUACUCCAGACUACGAGAAAGCAAUUGAAAAGAAACGAUUUGUUCUCUCUUCCGUAGAUGGCGGUGAUUCAUGAAAAGCUUGCAUUUUUUUCAACUCCGUCUCCAUUAUCCAUGCAAAAUUUAUCCCUAAACAAAGUCUGACGGGUCACAAUUUACGUAAACUAUGGCGAACAUAGGGAACGAAGCCAGCUUCAACAUUUCUUUCCGUUGUACUUGUCUAAAGGACAGACCAGACAAGGAGGACGUGUAUAUAUUUUUCUCUAGUCAAUAUCCAAAAUACGGGUAUAUCUUAAUUUGAAAUCAAGAUUUCUUGUUUGGAGAGAAAUGCGAGGAAAUUGCAGAAGAGGAAAUCUUUCUUUUAUCUAUUUUUGAAUUAUUAAUUGGAGAUCUCGAUGGCGCGUAUAAAAUAGAUAUUGAUGAGAAUUAGGUGGAGUUUAUAACGAUUUGGAAUCCGGGAAAGGAAAUGGUGUUGAAUGAUUUGACUGAGGGACCGUGAGGAGGUCUAGACAUUUUUGAAACCGCCGUGGGAAGGCAGAAUCUCGGGACUUGUUUUCACAGGCAACAUGAGCUGGCUAUUGUGAAUUUGUAUUCACACAAUAUUUGAAAGGGAUGAUGGCUGAUUAUAUACUAUAAGUAUUGAUUUAUUUGUACUGUGGGGGAUUCGCAGCUUGCUUGAGAAAUUGGAAUUUAAAGGAAUUAUAUUUGAGAAUGAUGAGAAAAAUCUAUUGACACCUCAUUAUUUUGUGGAGAAAGGGUGGGAUUGAUCGUGUGGUUUUGUCCUGAACAUACUUUUAUCUCUGGCUUGUUUGGAAUUAGAAGAGGUGCUAUUCUUAUCAGUAGUCUUUUCUGCACCAUUUGUUUGCUGACUAAUAGGUUUAGAAACGAUUGUGCAGAAGGACAAACUGAAAAUGUUGGUUGAUGUUAUCAAUGAAAGCCCGAAACCUGCUUUAAAGCCGUCUGUAUUAUCACUCUAGUCCUUCUGUGAGAUGUCGUGAAGAGGAACUUACCGGAGGUUUCUACCUGAAUGCAGCACCUAAACGAUAGCAGUUGUUGUAAGGGAUUGUUUCAAAGUCAUACUAGCCUUUUGCAUUCUAGCUUUCUGUUUGGAAAUCUUGAAUUACAGAAUUAAUUCUAAAGCUUACUGCCCAUUAUGCAGUAUUAGGAGAAAGACAGAACUCGCAGAUGUUGAUUAUUCCUUGGAAGUUAAUAUUUUAGCAGAACAGGUGCUUCCAGUCAUAAGUCUUGCUUUAAUCAGAAGCAGUACUCACUGACUGUGUAACUUGUUUAUUAAGCCAAGCUCCAAGUGUUUGAAGGCUAGCCAUUUGAUAUAUGAGUAUACCCUGAAUGCCUAACUUGUGAGAUCUGGUCAGGAACUAAAGAAGCCUUCUUUUAGUUAAGCUUGUAGAAUAAACUAUAAUCUUACAUCUUACCUGAGGGGAAGGACAGCACUUUGAGUUGUCUUUACGAGGCAAUUUUUUUUGAAAAUUCUAGGUGGACCGGGGGAUCUGUCGUGGAUUGAAACUAUAUUAAGAUGUCUUGCAAAAGUGUUGUUCGGGAUGUGAGAAACGGGAUUGGUAGCAUUUCCAGGCGAAGUUUUGAAAUUAAGUUUUCCCAUCAUGAUAGAAGAUCUCAAAGUGCAGCUUUUGAUGGAGGGAUUCAAGCUCCUCUUAUCCAGCAAAGUCGCUGGGCUAACCUUCCUCCAGAACUAUUGCGUGAUGUGAUUCAGAGGUUAGAGUCUAGUGAAGGUACUUGGCCGGCACGAAAGAAUGUUGUUGCUUGUGCUGCUGUUUGCAAGUCUUGGAGGGAGAUGUGUAAAGAGAUUGUCAAAACACCAGAGCAGUGUGGGAAGAUUACAUUUCCCAUAUCAUUGAAGCAGCCCGGGCCAAGAGAUGCACCUAUACAGUGCUUUAUUAAACGGGAUAGAGCAACUGCUACAUACCAUUUGUACAUGGGUUUAAGCCCUGCCUUGAUUGUUGAAAAUGGAAAAUUUCUUCUGUCUGCCAAGAGAGUCAGGCGAGCUACAUAUACGGAGUACAUAAUUUCUAUGGAUGCAGAAGAAAUGUCUCGAACAAGCAGAACAUAUAUUGGUAAAUUAAGGUCAAAUUUCUUGGGUACCAAAUUCGCAAUACAUGACAGUCAACCACCAUUUAGUGGUGCAGUGUCACCUAGGCAAACAAGGAGGAGAUUUUAUUCGAAGAAGGUAUCUCCGAGGGUACCUUUAGGCAAUUAUAACAUAGCUGACAUUGCAUAUGAACUUAAUGUACUUGGCACAAGAGGACCAAGACGAAUGCAAUGCUUAAUGCAUUCAAUUCCAGCUUCAGCUAUUGAAGCUGGAGGAAGUGUACCAACCCCGUCAGACUUUCCUCGUUCAUUAGAGGACUCUUUUUCCUCAUUAUCUUUUUCCAAAACUGCAGAACAAUCUUUGGAUUUCAGCAGUACAAGUUUAUCAGAAAUUCAUAUUGGUAUUCAAAAUAAAGAUGGGCCCCUCGUUUUGAAAAAUAAAUCCCCAAGGUGGCAUGAGCAAUUGCAGUGUUGGUGCCUAAAUUUCAAAGGGCGUGUGACAGUGGCAUCUGUUAAAAACUUUCAACUUGUUGCAGCGACAGAACCCUCCCCGCAGCCAGUGGCUUACAGUGAUCAUGAUAAGGUUAUCCUUCAAUUUGGAAAGAUUGGUAAAGAUAUUUUCACCAUGGAUUAUAGGUACCCAUUAUCUGUCUUCCAAGCUUUUGCCAUUUGCCUUAGCAGCUUUGACACAAAAUUGGCCUGUGAAUAACACAACAGUAGCUAAGUAGCUUGUUAAAAGAAUUUGUCAGUUUGUUGAUUAGGCAAAUUGCUGCAUUGUUUAACAUAUGCCCUAGUUAGGAUAUGUUUGCAUGACUAAAAGGGUAUGUAUGUAAGGUCUCGGUCCUGAGAUUUUGAAGGAUAUGAAGACUAGAUCCUGUCAUGCAUAGUUUCCUGUGUCUGAACGCUAUGUUCAUAUUUUGUUUUGGUCUAUAUGCGAGAACCUGUAAUUUCAGUGAUUAAUAUCCACUGGCCAUCUGAUGGUUCUUAUUCUCAAGGUUUAGUCCUCUUCAAGCUUUAAUUCCAUGCCAUAUUGUUCCUUGUCGUUGGAAAGGAUUAGAUUGAUCACAAAUCAAAGUUCACCAAUGGUUAGCAUAUUGGCAAAAUGAGGUUAACAUUUGUAGAGCUUGGGGAGUUCAGGUCGGCUAUAUGAAGAUUUGGUUCAUACCAUUGAUUA